Molecule: messenger RNA, 5526 nt
Organism: Lampris incognitus (smalleye Pacific opah)
Lineage: Eukaryota; Metazoa; Chordata; Actinopteri; Lampriformes; Lampridae
Gene: igsf9b
Product: immunoglobulin superfamily, member 9b
Exons: 20
Biological process (GO): cell-cell adhesion
Molecular function (GO): protein binding
Source: RefSeq, a predicted model, not a curated record
CCCCUGCACGUGGUGGAGUGGGUGCGCCUGGGUUACAGCGUUCCCAUCCUCAUCAAGUUUGGGGUUUACGUUCCCCGGGUUCACCCCAGCUACAAGGGCCGCGUCUCCCUGACCCGGGGGGCCUCUCUGCUCGUGGACCGGCUGACCCCGGAGGACGAAGGCUGGUUUGAGUGCCGCAUCCUGCUCCUGGACAGCAAAACGGACGAGUUCCGCAACGGCACGUGGACCUUCCUCUCCAUCACAGCGCCGCCUGUGUUUAUUAAGACGCCGCCGACCUUCGUGGAGGCCCUUCUUGGAGACUCGCUGACUCUCAGCUGCGGAGCCCACGGAAACCCUCGACCAACUGUUGUCUGGCAUAAAGACGACAACGCAAUUGAGAAACAUGAAAAAAUAAAGGUACUGAAUGGUACCUUGUCUUUGGCCACCGUCACGAGAGAUAUAUCUGGAGUCUACAAAUGUCAGGUGUCCAACUCAGAGGGGAACCUGACCCAUUAUACGCAACUGCAGGUCAAAGGUCCUCCAAUCAUCAUCAUAUCUCCAGAGGACACCACCCUCAACAUGUCUCAGGAUGCUGUGUUGCAGUGCCAAGCUGACUCCUACCCCUCCAACCUCACCUAUGAGUGGCUGAAACAAGGACAGAAUGUCUAUCAUAUUGAAUCCCUCAAGUCCCGAGUGAAGAUUCUGGUGGACGGCACACUUCUCAUCCCUAAUCUCAUCCCGGAAGAUGCAGGCAACUACACCUGUGUUCCAACAAAUGGGAUACUGACUCCGCCUUCUGCCUCUGCACACCUGAAAGUCAAACAUCCUGCGCGGGUGGGCCGAAUGCCCAGAGAGACAUACUUACCUGCUGGCAUGGAGGGAGUCAUUAUCUGCCCAGUCCAGGCUGACCCCCCUGUGCUAUACGUCAACUGGACCAAAGACGGGAAUGAUUUGAACCUUGACAAUUUCCCAGGUUGGAUGGUGAACUCUGAGGGGUCGGUUUUUAUAGCCACAGCCAAUGAUAAUGCUGUGGGGAUGUACACCUGUACUGCCUAUAACAGUUAUGGCACCAUGGGCAAGUCUGAACCAACCCAGGUCAUUCUGAAGGACCCCCCAUCUUUCCGACUAGCCCCUCGAGCUGAGUAUCUGCAGGAGGUGGGCAGACAGCUUAUGAUCCCCUGUUCGGCUAAUGGAGACCCUGCCGCAAACAUAACCUGGAGCAAGAUUGGGCCCACUCCUCGUUCCCCGUACACUGUUUUGGCAAAUGGCUCCCUCCUGCUGCAGCCUCUCAGUAAGGACCACCAUGGGGGCUGGGAGUGCCUGGCCACAAACCGCGUCGCCACAGUCAGUGCUGGCACUGUGGUCAUGGUCCUGGGCACCAGUCCUCACGCUGUAUCUUCGGUGUCUGUAAUCACUGAGAUGAACCAGGCUAAUGUAUCCUGGGUACCCGGCUUUGAUGGCGGAUACACCCAGAAGUUUACUGUGUGGGUCAAGCAAGCAUCCAGAGGGAAGCAUGAAUGGGCAUCCUUGCCAGUGCCCACAUCCAAAAACAACCUGCUGGUCACCGGGCUACAGGCUGGCACCAGCUAUCAGUUCAGUGUUCUACCUCAGAACAGACUAGGCUCCGGACCCUUCAGCGAAAUUGUUUCUGUGAGAACCCAAGCCGUGCCGACAGCGCCACCUUCGGUGAUCAUUGCUCUUCCUACGUUGGAACCACCCAUCCUGCUCUCAGCCAACCGGACAGGUCAAGGUGUUCUCCUGCAGUGGUCUCCUCCCGAGUCCCCGUCCUCCCCGCUGACAGGCUACGUUCUGCAGGCCCGUAGAGACCAGGGCCAGUGGGUCAUCCUCAGCAGUGACGUCAGCGCCAACCAGAGCAAACUGCUAGUGCAAGGACUGCUGAGGGACUCCACGUAUGAUCUGAGGCUGAUGUCUCGCAGCAGUAAGCUACUUAGCGAGCCCAGUGAGACUGUGAAUGUGUCGACCUCCGGAAUGGAGAUGUACCCCCUACGCCAGAGUUUCCUGGAGUUUGUUCCUGAGCCCCUUUUGGCCGGCGUACUGGGUGGAGUGUGCUUUCUGUUUGUGGCCAUCAUCCUCUCUUUGGUGACCGCGUGUUUCAUGAGUAACAGGAGACAACGUAGGCGCAGAAAGAGAAGAGAUGAUCUCCCCUCUGCCUUGCAAAAGAAUUCAUCUCUCGAAGCUCGUUCACCCUCUCAUAGCCCUGACAGUGUCCUGAAGCUGAAGCUGUGCCCACCCCUUCCCUUCUUCCCAAACUCCUCUUCACAGUCCGACCGCUCCUCAUUUGAUAAAGGAAGCCGUGGGGAAUAUCAGGACCAACGAAGACAGCUAUUGUCCAACUCCUCCCCACCACCCCAUUAUACUCUGUUUGAGAGCCACCUUGGGUCUCAGGCUCCCUCACCAUCUGCUCUGGAGUCCAUUUCCAGAGGCCCAGAUGGACGCUUCAUUGUUCAGCCCUUGCAAGAGGGUUCCAGCCCCAACAAGAACAGCAUAAAGAAAGUAAUUCUGCAAAGAAAUGGUUCCGCAAGCACCCCAGGGAGCAACCGUGCAUCAUUUAGGGACUCGCCAAAGUCGAGCACCGUGAGCUCUGAGAGGGGGGAUAGAAAGGAUUCACCAAUUACUGUGGAUGUUCCUGAACUAAGCAGGCCUCCCUCAUCCCCAGGAAGAGUUAAGGCUAUGGCCAGAAACUUCUCUCGUCAUGGCUGCUUCUACUCAGAUGACGAGCAGGGCUCUGAGGCCUUGCUGGAAAGAGCCAGCUUCUACUCAGACAACAGUGAGAAAAAACCAAGUGAUUCCUUAAGAAAGUAUCGUAUACCUGGCCAUGCAGAGGACCUUCUCCCCAGUUUGGGCAGGAGACCCAGGCUUCUGGACAGGGACAGAGACAGGCAGCAUCACUUGGGCUACCAGCCCAUAGAGAGAGAGAGCCAUUUAACCAACACCAGCACCUUGGUCUCUCAACUUGACAGUGAGCUAGACGGGGAUAAUAUUAGCAAGUGUCUCAAACUGGCCAAAGAGCGGGAGGAGAUGGAGAGGGAAUUGGAGAGCUAUAUGGCCAAUAUGAGGACAAGAAGUUAUGGAAGUGAACCUCAUCAGUCCAAAAAUACAGAAAGCCCACACAGGGAUGUUGCCCAGUCAGAGGAGGAGCCUGUAUGGAAACCUCAAGAUAUUACCUUCAGACAAAAACACAGGCCGUCAGGCCAGACAAGCCGGGUGUCUGACUAUAGGAGGGCCUGCUACUUUGGGAAUACAAGUAGCCCUAUGGAUCGGCUUCCUGCCACUCAUAUACAGUGGGAUAUAAGCCCUGUUACCUCUGUCACCAGCCUCAUCCCAGUACAGCUCUCACGAGAAACCACUUCACCCAGGCCCCAGCACCCUCACAAACACAGUGUUAGGGAAACCAUGGAAGACUCUCUCCCUGUAGACACAUCAUACUCUCCAGUUACGCAAAACACUUCCCUCCCUAUGCUCUCUCCUAAUACUUCAGAAAACCCUCCCAUUCUUGGUCUUGGAACCCCCAGCAGAGCCAGGUCAAGGAGCCCUCAAAGAGAGCCAGAUAUUCGUCAUAGAAAGUCUAUGACUCAGGAGGACUGGGGGGAUAAGAGACAUGAUGUUGGAGUUGCCUUAAAGCCCAGAGCUCAUGGUAACCAGCGCUUUGACUUGACUGUUAGAAAUUCUUCAAUAGACAGCGAGAGGCCUGCAAGUCCAGCACAGCCUUCUACUAAUACUGCACAAUAUAGCCAAUCUGAGAGAACAGAAGCAGUGGACUAUCCAGAUAGAAGAUAUCAUAGUCCCUCAAAUUAUUCUACCUUACCUUAUGAUCACAAUGAAGGAGUGGCAAAGGCCAAAGACAGUGAGGAUCAGGGCAGGGAUGACCGCCAGAAUUCGGGGUUUAACACAGAGUUAGAAAGAGAAAGGGUAAGAGCACAGUCCAGGAGGAGUGAUAAAUGUCUUUUCUCUGACAGUCUCAGUCCUAUAUCUCCAUUAACCCUUGUAGAGGAGUGUGAGAGUGACCAGUCCCAGUUUUCUGUCCAUAGAAUAUCGGAGUCCUUCAAGGGGAAGCCUGCUGCACCAUCUUCCAAAAUGUCCCCAUUGCAGACAAGUGCAAUUCUAGAAUACCUGAGCCUUCCAGGUUUUAUCGAAAUGAGUGUGGAUGAACCUGUGGAUGAGACUGAACUCACAGAUACAACCAUGCAAAGUUCAGGCCUAAAGCCAGAAAAAUCUCCUGUGGCUAAACCAGACAUUGCUUCUAAAAACUGUAAAGUUCACAGUCAGGAAAACCAAGAAAUGAACUCAAACCCAAAGACAGUUUCCUUUGAGAAAACCCAAAAUGUGGAUCAAGCAGAAUCAAGUAAAUCCAUCAGCUUAGGUUCACAGAAAUGGCAACACGUUGAGAGUCCAAGGACUUACAUUUCAGAGAAAUGUUACUGGGAUGAGUUCCCAAACCCUGAUGUCAGGGUCAAGUCUUAUAGUUUGGGGCGCGCUCCGUCCUCCUUUCCUAGACCAGGCCCCUUUUGGAGGGAGUAUGCCCCAAUCAGGUGCCCCAGCAUUGGGAGCUUGCAUAGGCUUCCCCAUAAACAAAGAUCUUUAGCUAGCCCUUCCUACCUCACUCCAUCUAUGUACCCACACAGACAGACCUCAGUCUCUAGUAGGCUGGAACCCACCGAUCCCCGACGUCAGGCUACUGUUUUUCCUGAGUCCUCCAGGUGGCCUAUCUCUUUCCAAGACAGCUUGAGGUCUGCUCAGCAUAGUUAUAUCCCUAUGCCCUCCUCCAUUCCGGUACCCCUGCACCAGCACAGGCCUGGCUCCAGGUGUGAUGGUGAGAGACCCAUGGACCACAGCAGGGGCCCUCCUAGGUCCUAUCUGCCCAGGGGUAACAGCUGGCCCUCACCCUACCAAGCACCUUUCCCACCAAGAGAGGUAGAGAGUCACAGAGAACCAGAGAGGAUGUUUGGGAGGGGAGCGGAAACCGAGAUUCGGGAGGGGAGAGAGGGAGGGAGAGCGAGUUAUGCCAGCCAAAGUAGUGGCAGGGGUAGUGUUGGCCUUCUCCGUCAGUCCCUGUCUAUCACACCCACCCUUCUCAGCUCUCCCGAAACUACAGAAGAGAGCGAGAGGCACAGAUUUGAGAUGGAGCUACGUGGGAGGAGAGCGAAAAGAAGGAACACAUCAGUAGAUGAAAGUUAUGAAUGGGACUCUGCUGAUGCCUAUGUGGAUUCGGAUGUCCUGGAGGCCAUGAAGUUUGGUCAGUCACAAAUGGGUCUAGGGAAAGUCAGGGGGGAGCUCAGAUAUGAUCAAACUUGCUCUACCGGUGGCCUCCAGGACCAACAACAGAAAGGCCGGCCUUCCUCAGUCAGCCCACCAGUUGCCAACCCACCUCGUUGCCAGUACAGCCAUUCCCUAAGCGAGGCGCGUUUCAACGCUCUCCGCCUGGAGUACCAAGAAUACAGGCGCGCCCAAGAAUUCGUCUGCUCUCGUGAACCCUGCCAUUCCCCCAGCCCUGAUUCAGACUCUGACUGCAACUCAGCAUUGCUCUAG